This is a messenger RNA of Vicugna pacos (alpaca), 942 nucleotides long. Its product is annotated as olfactory receptor 5D13-like. Gene Ontology annotation, cellular component: membrane. NCBI's taxonomy places the organism in Eukaryota, Metazoa, Chordata, Mammalia, Artiodactyla, Camelidae. Gene Ontology annotation, molecular function: G protein-coupled receptor activity; olfactory receptor activity. Gene Ontology annotation, biological process: G protein-coupled receptor signaling pathway. The record is from RefSeq and is a predicted model, not a curated record.
AUGCUAGCUGGAAAUCAGAAUGCCACAGCCACGUUCACCCCCUUGGGCUUCUCGGAAUAUCCUGACCUGGUCCAGGUCCCCUUGUUCCUGGUGUUCCUCGUCAUCUACACUGUCACUGUGCUGGGGAACCUGGGCAUGGUCACCAUCAUCAGGGUCAGUCCCAAACUCCACACCCCCAUGUACUUCUUUCUUAGUCACUUGUCCUUUGCUGAUUUCUGUUAUUCCACCACAGUCAAACCCAAGCUCUUGGAGAACUUGGUUGUGGAAGACAGAACCAUCUCUUUCCUGGGAUGCAUCCUGCAAUUCUUCUUCGCUUGUAUAUUUGCAGCGGCCGAAAUCUUCAUGUUGGCAGUGAUGGCCUAUGACCGAUUUGUGGCCAUUUGUAAGCCUCUACUGUACACAGUAGUCAUGUCCCCAAAGCUCUGUGCAUUACUAGUGGCCGGACCCUAUACAUGGGGGGUAGUCUCUUCCCUGACACUCACCUAUUUUCUCCUGGCAUUAUCCUUCUUUGGGUCUAACAUUAUCAAUAAUUUUGUCUGUGAGCACUUGGCCAUUGUCUCUGUCUCCUGCUCUGACCCCCACAUCAGCCAGAUGCUUUGUUUUGUCAUCGUCAUAUUCAGUGAGGCGAGCAGCCUGGCAAUUAUCCUCACUACUUAUAUUUCCAUUUUUGUCACUAUUAUAAAGAUGCCUUCUGCUGCUGGGCGCCAGAAAGCCUUCUCCACUUGUGCCUCUCAUCUGACCGCCAUCACCAUUUUCCAUGGGACGGUCCUGUUCCUUUAUUGCGUACCCAACUCCAGAAACUCAUGGCUCAUAGUCAAAGUAGGUUCUGCCUUUUAUACGGUGGUGAUUCCCAUGCUGAACCCUCUGAUCUACAGCCUCAGGAACAAAGACGUGAAAGAGAGUGUCAGGAAAUUAAUGAAUCACGUAAUACCAUUUUGUUGA